Capsicum annuum is the source of this 1445-nucleotide messenger RNA. RefSeq names its product phospholipase A1-IIgamma. Gene Ontology annotation, molecular function: glycerophospholipid phospholipase A1 activity. The record is from RefSeq and is a predicted model, not a curated record. The coding region runs from base 68 to 1261 and encodes 397 amino acids. The transcript has 2 exons. Lineage: Eukaryota; Viridiplantae; Streptophyta; Magnoliopsida; Solanales; Solanaceae. Gene Ontology annotation, biological process: lipid metabolic process.
AACAUAUCAUAGCAACAUAAGAGAAAGGAAAAAGUACAUACAAAGAAAAAAGAGAGGAGUGAUAUAUAUGGCUAGCAUGGCUGAGAAAUGGGAGGAACUUAGUGGGAAAAACAAUUGGGAAGGGUUAUUAAACCCUUUGGAUCUCGAUCUUCGUAAAUAUAUCAUUCAAUAUGGAGAAUUGGCUCAAGCAACUUAUGACACUUUCAUUACUGAAACUGCGUCCAAAUAUGCAGGAGCUAGCAGAUACUCGAUGGAAAACCUUUUUACUAAGGCUGGACUAGACCCAAACAAGUAUCGCGUGACCAAAUUUUUCUAUGCUACCGCGUCCAUUCCACUUCCUGAUGGUUUCAUUGUGAAAUCAUUGUCGAGAGAAGCAUGGAGUAAGGAAUCAAAUUUUAUGGGGUAUAUUGCCGUGGCUACUGAUGAGGGAAAAGUUGCACUAGGAAGGAGGGAUAUUGUGAUUAAUUGGAGAGGAACUAUGCAGAAGCUAGAGUGGGUUAAUGAUCUUCAAUUCCUACUUGUUCCAGCACCAAAAGUAUUUGGUGAUGGGGGUUUGCUUCCUUUGAUUCAACCUUUGGUGCAUCAUGGCUUCUAUAACAUUUAUACAUCAGAAAGUGCACGAUCACAGUUUAAUCAGACUAGUGCCAGAGAUCAGGUAAUGGAAGAAGUAAAAAGGUUGGUUGAGGAAUAUAAGAAUGAAGAGGUCAGCAUAACUGUGACUGGACAUAGUCUAGGUGCAUCAAUUGCAACUCUAAAUGCAGUUGACAUAGCCUUCAAUGGUAUCAACAAGUCAAGUAAUGGCAAGGAGUUCCCAGUUACCGCUUUUGUAUUCGCAAGUCCCAAAGUUGGAGAUCUCAAAUUUAAGGCAGAAUCUGACAAACUGAAAAGCCUUCGUACUUUGAGAAUUCACAACUUACUGGAUGUUGUUCCAAAAUACCCACCCAUUGGGUAUUUCGACGUUGGGGAGGAACUACUAAUUGACACCACUAAAUCUCCCUAUGUGAGGCCUCCUGGAGAAGUUGUCAGCUGGCAUUUGCUGGAGCCAUACUUGCAUGGAGUUGCUGGCACUCAAGGUUUAGGACUUUUAGCCGGUUUUAAACUGGAGGUGAAUCGCGAUAUUUCACUUGUCAACAAGCAGUGGAACAUACUGAAAGACGAAUAUUGUAUUCCUGGACUUUGGUGGGUUGAGAAGCACAAAGGAAUGGUUCAACAACAAGAUGGAUCUUGGCUUCUCUUGGAUCGUGAUGAGUAUGAAUUUUGAUGUGAUCACUUUAUUUCCCUUCACGUAAUGUUCGAAUAAAGGGUUUUCCAUUUCGUAAGCUUAGGGAAACCACAUGCAUCCUAUAUUAUUUAUUAGUAUGUAUUAUGGUUCCUCUUAUAAACGUGGAGGAUAACCUAGUUUGUCUAUCUAUUUAUAUACUAUGAGCUUUACUUCUUCUGGUUAA